Molecule: messenger RNA, 1014 nt
Organism: Apiotrichum porosum
Lineage: Eukaryota; Fungi; Basidiomycota; Tremellomycetes; Trichosporonales; Trichosporonaceae
Exons: 2
Coding region: 1-1014 (337 amino acids)
Source: RefSeq, a predicted model, not a curated record
AUGCAGGUCCGACCACCCACCACGGAGCGGUACAUCCCGCCUACAGCACCCCAUGUACCGAUCCAUGCGGUCCAGAGCCUCAUCCCGCGUCUCGCCACGGCAAUCAACGACAUUGACGGCCUCAAGGCGCAGCUCGCAGCGGGCAAUGCGGACGGCAGCAUGCCAAGCUGGGAUACUCUUCUCCAGCGCUACGCCAUGCUCCUCGGUCGUGUGCACGCUCUGAGCUCGUACGUCGCUCAACCGCCAAGCAAGGGGCCGGGUCUCCCCUCUGUGCGGUCUGCUGCAGUUCCCCCCGGACCACCAGGAGCAGCAGCAGCAGCCGCAGCAGCCGGUGCCGGCGGCGCGGCCUCGGUCCCCGGCGCACCAGGCGCCGACGCUGCCCAGCCGCCCGCGCUCGCACACUACCUCGUGCACCCUCUCCGCCCGCUGCCACCAGAUGCCAACCCUAUCGCGCCCGACGUCCUCUUCCAGGCGAUCAACACGCUCCCACUGCCCGCGCUCGCUGGCGCCCAGGCCGAGCUGCUGGGCGGCGGCGGCGCGGCGUCCGACUCUGCUGCAUCAACCUCGGCGGCGGCUGCCGGCCUCUCGUCAAGCAAGGGGUUCAUGGGCGCCGAGGCGCUGGCCAAACUCGACGAAACGGCGCUCACGACCUUUACGACCGACCUGCGAGCACGCCUCGACCGCGAGUCGCACCGCGCCACCGCGAUGGUGCGCGAGAUCCAGCGGCGAGAGGAGGAGUUUGACUGGACGAUGCGUGUGGGCGAGGAAGAAGAGGAGAAGGACGACCUGUUUGACGAUGACGAGGAGGAUGUGGACAUGAAGCCUGCACCCGUGCCCAACCCGCGCGAGGGCUGGUCUGUGGCCGAUUAUCUCAGGCUGUUGGAUACGGGCAGGCCACCAGAGCAAGCGCCUGCACCGGCGGCGCAGGCGGCCACGGGUGCUGCUGGUGCUGCUGCGCCGGCAUCGACGUCACCUGCUGUAGCUGCUGGAUUGGUGCCGGGCCCAUCAGCAUGA